Messenger RNA from Psammomys obesus (fat sand rat), 5354 nucleotides. RefSeq names its product histone-lysine N-methyltransferase, H3 lysine-36 specific-like. NCBI's taxonomy places the organism in Eukaryota, Metazoa, Chordata, Mammalia, Rodentia, Muridae. Gene Ontology annotation, cellular component: chromatin; nucleus. The record is from RefSeq and is a predicted model, not a curated record. Bases 102 to 5354 code for a protein of 1750 amino acids. Gene Ontology annotation, molecular function: histone H3K36 methyltransferase activity. Gene Ontology annotation, biological process: regulation of DNA-templated transcription. The transcript is spliced from 15 exons.
GCGGAAAUUCUCUGGCGGUCCAAUAUGGCUUUCCCUCAACAACAAGGUUGCGCUUAGCGCUCUAGGGACCAAGUAAUGCCUGCGGUUGAUGCGGGCACAGUAUGGAUCAGACUUGUGAACUAUCUAGAAGAAAUUGCCUGCUGUCCUUUUCUAAGCCAGUGGACCUAGAUGCCCCCGAAGACAAGGACGGCCCAUUCGGUAAUGGUCAAUCCAAUGUCUCUGAGCCACUUAAUGGGUGUACUAUGCAGUUCCCGACUGCCAGUGGAACAUCCCAAAAUGCUUAUGGACAAGAUUCUCCGUCUUGUUACAUUCCACUGCGGAGACUACAGGAUCUGGCCUCCAUGAUCAAUGUAGAGUAUUUAAGUGGGUCUGCUGAUGGAUCAGAGUCCUUUCAAGACCCUGCAAAAAGUGAUUCAAGAGCUCAGUCGCCAAAUGUUUGCACUUCCUUGAGUCCUGGUGGUCCAGCAGCACUUGCUCUGAAACAGGAGUCCUCUUGUAAUAACUCCCCCGAACUCCAGUUAAGAGUGACAGAGACGACCAAGAAUGGCUUUCUGCACUUUGAGAAUUUUACUUGUGUGGACGAUGCAGAUGUAGAUUCUGAGAUGGACCCAGAACAGCCAGUCACAGAGGAUGAGAGUAUAGAGGAGAUCUUUGAGGAAACUCAGACCAAUGCCACCUGCAGUGAUGAGCCUAAAUCAGAAAACGGUGUAGGAGUGGCCAUGGGAAGUGAACAAGACCGCACAGCAGAGAGUAGACACAGUGCGGUCAGACGGCCAUUCUUGCCAUUAGCGCCUCACACCGAAAAACAGGAGAGUAAACCAAGAAGUGAAGUGGACCGAAGCAAUGAAAAGACAGCCCUCCUCCCAGCCCCCGUUUCACUAGGAGACACAAACAUUACCAUAGAGGAGCAAUUUAACUCAAUAAAUUUAUCUUUUCAGGAUGAUCCAGACUCCAGCAGCAGUACAUUAGGAAACAUGCUAGAAUUGCCUGGAGCUUCAUCAUCAUCUGCUUCACAGGAAUUGCCAUUUUGUCAACCGAAGAGAAAGUCCACACCACUGAAGUAUGAAGUUGGAGAUCUCAUUUGGGCAAAAUUCAAGAGACGCCCAUGGUGGCCCUGCAGGAUUUGUUCUGAUCCAUUGAUUAAUACGCACUCAAAAAUGAAAGUUGCCAAUAGAAGGCCCUAUCGAGAAUACUACGUGGAGGCUUUUGGAGACCCUUCUGAAAAAGCCUGGGUGGCUGGAAAAGCAAUCGUCAUGUUUGAAGGCAGGCAUCAAUUUGAAGAACUACCUGUCCUUAGGAAAAGAGGGAAACAGAAAGAAAAAGGAUAUAGACAUAAGGUUCCUCAGAAAAUUUUGAGUAAAUGGGAAGCCAGUGUUGGUCUUGCUGAGCAAUAUGAUGUUCCCAAAGGAUCUAAGAACCAAAAAUGUGUCCCUAGUUCAAUCAAGUUGGACAGCGAGGAGGAGAUGCCAUUUGAGGACUGUACAAAUGACCCUGAAUCAGAGCACGACCUGCUGCUUAAUGGCUGCUUGAAGUCUCUGACUUUUGAUUCUGAGCAUUCUGCAGAUGAAAAGGAGAAGCCCUGUACCAAGUCUCGAGUUAGAAAAAGCUCUGAUAAUAUAAAAAGGACUAGUGUGAAAAAGGGCCUUAUGCCAUUUGAAGCACACAAAGAGGAGCAGAGGGGGAAAGUUCCAGAGAACCUUGGCUUAGACUUUCUCUCUGGGGGUGUAUCAGAUAAACAGGCUUCUAAUGAACUUUCCAGGAUAGCGAACAGCCUAACGGGGUCUAGCACUGCACCAGGAGGUCUCCUGUUUUCUUCAUGUGGACAGAACACUGCUAAAACAGAUUUUGAGACUUCAAAUUGUGAUUCUUUAUCAGGUUUAUCUGAGAGUGCUUUACUCUCCAAACAUUCUGGAGAAAGAAAGAAACUCCAAUCAGGCCCAGUGUGCAGCUCAAAAGUACAGCUUUGCUAUGUGGGAGCUGGUGACUCGGAAAAGCCAAGUGACUCUGUUAGUGUGUGUGCCCCUUCUGAUGGUGGGAGCAGUGGUGUGGAGCACACCUCAGAGUGUGCUAACACUGUCGGUGAAGUCACAGAUGUUUCCGAUAGAGCAGAGGACGGUGUGUCCAUGCACGGAAAGGAAACAAAGUAUUCUAGGUACCCCGCCACAAACAGGGUAAAAGAGAAACAGAAAUCUGUCAUUCCUAAUUCACACACAGACCGCCUACUGCAUUCUACCAAGAGAGCUGAGCCGGAAACUGCUGAGGCGCCUCAGGCCAACCUUUCUGAUCUUAAACUCUGUAGUGCUGCUCCCAGGUCCCAGCCAGGAUUUAGGAAUGAUGGCCUCACUACAAAGUUCAGCGCACCACCAGGCAUUUGUGGUGAGAGCUCACUGAAAGGUGGGGCUGCAAACCAGACUCUGUUCCCUUUGAAAGACAGACAGCCUAAGGCCCGCAGCAUAAAAUGCAAGCAUAAAGAAAACCCAGCUGCUGAAGAAUCAGCUACAAAUGAGGACCUCACCUUGAAAUGCUGUUCUUCUGAUACCAAUGGCUCUCCUUUGGCCAGCGUGUCCAAAAGUGGUAAAGCAGAGGGGCUAAAACUACUGAGCAAUAUGCACGAGAAAACCAGAGAUUCGAGCGAUAUAGAGACAGCGGUGGUGAAGCAUGUUCUGUCAGAAUUGAAGGAGCUCUCUUACAGAUCAUUAAGCGAGGAUGUCAGUGACUCGGGAACAUCAAAGUCAUCAAAGCCUUUACUGUUUUCUUCUGCUUCUACUCAGAAUCAUAUACCUAUUGAGCCAGAUUACAAAUUUAGUACAUUGCUAAUGAUGCUGAAAGAUAUGCAUGAUAGUAAGACGAAGGAGCAACGGCUGAUGACUGCUCACAAUCUGCCUUCCUACCGCACUCCAGAUCGUGGGGACUGUUCUGGUAGCCCAGUAGGGACAUCUAAAGUUUUGGUGUUAGGAGGAUCCACACACAAUUCUGAAAAACCUGGAGACAGCACUCAGGACCAGGGCUGCCCGAGUCCCAGUGGGGGUGACUCUGCAUUGUCUGGAGAACUGUCUUCCCUGCCCAGCUCCUCGGCUGACAAAAGGGACCUCCCUGCUUGUGGGAAAAGCCGCUCAAACUGCAUUCCAAGGCGCAACUGUGGCCGAGCAAAACCAUCAACCAAAUUGAGAGAAGCCAUUUCAGCCCAGAUGGCAAAACUCCCAGUCAACCCAAAAGCCUUAAAGACAGAGCGAAAGAGAAAGUUGAACCACCGACUUCCAGCUGUGACCCCUGUAGCUAACCGGCUGGGAGACAAAGGCAGCGGAGGCUCAGUGAAUGGCCCAUCCAGGGGCGGGGCUGAAGAUCCUGGUGAAGAAGAGCCUCUUCAACAAAUGGGCCAUUUGAGAAAUGAAGACACCCGUUUUUCUGAGGUACUUUUUGAUAGCAAGGUUAAACAAUGUGACUCUGAUAAAAUUCUUGACAAAGAACCUUCUUUUGAGAAUAGAAAAGGCUCGGUUCUGGGCUCUGGGAUGAACAGUGAGAAUGAUGAAUGUCAUGGUGUUAAUCAAGUGGUGCCUAAAAAGCGGUGGCAGCGGUUAAAUCCAAGGCGCCCUAAGCCUGGAAAGCGCAUCAACAGAUUUAGGGAGAAAGAGAACUCAGAGGGAACGUUUGGAGUCAUGCUUCCUGGUGACCCUGUGCAGAAGGGCCCCGGUGAGUACCUGGAACAGAGAGCUACAACCCUACUCGAGGACUCCACAGCCGAUCCCAAUCAUGGCAGCCACUCGGAUUCAGUCGGGCCUCGGAUGAACGUUUGUGAUAAACCCAGUGUCAGCACGGGCGACGUGGAAAAGGAGACAGGAAUUCCCAGUUUGACACCACAGACCAAGCUCCCCGAGCCAGCUAUUCGGUCAGAGAAGAAACGCCUUAGGAAGCCAAGCAAGUGGCUUCUGGAAUAUACAGAAGAAUAUGAUCAGAUAUUUGCUCCUAAGAAAAAACAAAAGAAGGUACAGGAACAAGUGCAUAAGGUAAGCUCUCGCUGUGAAGACGAAAACCUUCUUGCAGGGUGCCGAUCUAGUGCCCAGAACAAGCAGGUGGAUGAGAAUUCUCUGAUUUCAACUAAGGAAGAGCCUCCUGUUCUUGAAAGAGAGGCUCCGUUUUUGGAAGGACCAUUGGCUCAGUCAGAUCUUGGAGCUGGACAUGCUGAGUUGCCACAGCUGACCUUGUCUGUUCCUGUGGCUCCAGAAAUCUCUCCUCGGCCUGCCCUUGAGUCUGAGGAAUUGCUUGUUAAGACACCAGGAAAUUAUGAAAGUAAGCGUCAAAGAAAACCAACUAAGAAACUUCUAGAAUCCAAUGAUUUAGACCCUGGAUUUAUGCCGAAGAAGGGCGAUCUUGGCCUUUCUAGAAAGUGCUUUGAAGUUGGUCACUUGGAGAAUGGCAUUAUUGUUGACUCUCGUGCCACAUCUCAUUUGAAAGAGUUUGGUGGAGGCACUACCAAGAUAUUUGAUAAGCCAAGAAAACGGAAACGACAGAGGCAUGUUACAGCCAGAGUGCACUAUAAAAAAGUGAAAAAGGAGGACUCCUCAAAAGAGACUCCAAGCGCAGAGGGAGAACUGAUGAUUCACAGGACUGCUGCCAGCCCCAAGGAUAUUCUUGAAGAGGGUGUGGAACACGACCCUGGGAUGUCUGUAUCUAAAAAGUUGCAGGGUGAGCGAGGUGGAGGAGCAGCUCUGAAGGAGAAUGUUUGUCAGAACUGCGAGAAGCUGGGUGAGCUGCUGCUGUGUGAGGCGCAGUGCUGUGGGGCUUUCCACCUGGAGUGCCUUGGCCUGACCGAGAUGCCUCGAGGGAAGUUUAUCUGCAACGAGUGUCGCACAGGAAUCCACACCUGUUUUGUGUGUAAGCAGAGUGGGGAAGAUGUGAAAAGGUGCCUUCUGCCCUUGUGUGGGAAGUUUUACCACGAGGACUGUGUCCAGAAGUACCCAGCAACUGUCACGCAGAACAAGGGCUUCCGGUGCCCCCUCCACACCUGCAUCACCUGCCACGCUGCCAAUCCCGCCAGUGUGUCUGCCUCCAAAGGUCGUCUGAUGCGCUGUGUCCGAUGUCCUGUGGCAUACCAUGCUAAUGACUUCUGUCUUGCUGCUGGGUCAAAAAUCCUUGCAUCUAAUAGCAUCAUCUGCCCUAAUCACUUUACCCCUCGGCGGGGCUGCCGAAAUCAUGAACAUGUUAAUGUCAGUUGGUGCUUUGUGUGCUCAGAAGCUUUGAGUGCAGGGCCAGAGGAGGCCGAUCGCCUGGAACUAGAGUUAAAGAAGGUUGUUAGUAACCAUGUCAUUGCUGAGCCAUCAAAGCCUGGUCCUCUGCCAGAACAGCCCAUGCUUUGA